This is a messenger RNA of Cucumis sativus (cucumber), 4083 nucleotides long. Its product is annotated as protein DGS1, mitochondrial. The coding region runs from base 1994 to 3805 and encodes 603 amino acids. Lineage: Eukaryota; Viridiplantae; Streptophyta; Magnoliopsida; Cucurbitales; Cucurbitaceae. The record is from RefSeq and is a predicted model, not a curated record. The transcript is spliced from 14 exons. Gene Ontology annotation, cellular component: mitochondrial outer membrane.
UUUUGUUUCCUUUCUCCCAUUUAAGAAAACUCAAAUUUUCCUCUUUAUGGAAGGUGAAAGUUCCUAAGAAAGUGAAAUUAUUUGCUUGCUAGUCUUACAUAGAAGAGUGAACACUCAAGAUCAUUUGCAACAACAUUCUUCCUUCGCUCUAUGUCUGCAUUGGUGUGGGGGAGUGUCAUGAAAGAGAAGCAUGGCUCGUGAGUUGGUGGGGGCAUGGCUCCCAUCUGCUUAGUUGGGAGUUGGUAGGGCAUCUUGUGAGUUAGGGAGGGUUAGAGAUUGGUAACAUUAGAAUCCGGAACAAACCUUUGUUGGCAAAGUGGCUUUGGAGUUUCUAUCUGGAAUCCGAUUCUCUUUGGCAUAGGAUUGUUGUGAGCAAGCAUGGCUCCCAUCCGUUUGAAUGGAUGACUUUUAGGGUUAAAGACACUUUUUUAAAUCCUUGGAAGGAUCUCUUUCGAACUCCAUUCUUUUUUUGAGUUUUCUAGUUGUUUUGUGGGGAUGGUAAGGACACUUAUUUUUGGGAGGAUCAGUGGGUAUGGGAGAACUUCCUAUGUUCGAUUUUUUUGCAUCCAUAUCAUUUAUCCUAUUCCAGAAAAUGCGUUACCUCGAAUCUUUUGGUGAGAUCUGAGAAUUUCGUGUCUUUCUCUUUUGGAUUUCAUCGUAAUUUGACCAAUAAGGAGAUGACGGAGGUGGCUUCUCUUCUGUCCUUACUUGAGGGAUGCUCUUGUAGAGAGAGGAGAAUGGAUAUUCAAUCCUAGUCAGGGUUUCUCUUUUAAGUCUAUGUUAAGUCUGUUGUUGGAUCCCGGACCCCCUGAAGAGUCAGUUUUUGAUGUGGUGUGGAGGACUAAGGUGCCUAAGAAAGUUAGGUCUUUAUCUGUCAAGUCUUGCUUAAUACCGUUGAUAGAAGAAGAACUUCGCUUGUUGGGCCUUUCUAUUGCAUGUUGUGUAGGAAGGCGGAGGAUGAUAUUGUUCAUUUUUCUGGGAUAGCAAGUUUGUGAGGGCCAUGUGGAGCUCCUUCCUUAAGGUGUUCGGUGUUAGCUUUGCUGGUUUACGUAGUAUCAAAGUGACAAUCGAUGAUUUCCUCCUCCAUCCACCUUUAAGAGAUAAAGGGGUUUUUUAUAUGACUUGUCGGGGUGUGCAUGGUUAUUUGGGAAAUUUAGGGUGAGAGGAACGAUAGGGUGUUCUGGAGGAGAUAGAGAGGGAUCUUAGUGAGAUUUGGUCCUUAAUUAGAUUUCUUGUGUCUUUUUGGGCUUCGAUUUCGAAUAACUUUUGUAACUUCUCCAUAGACAAUAUUUUACUUAGUUGGUCCUCCACUUUAUAAGUGGGUUGGCUUGGUGGGCUGUUUUUUCUUUGUAUGCCCUUAUAUUUUUUCAUUUUUUUCUCAAUAAAAGUUGUGUGAUUCCAUAAAAAAAAAUGUCUGCAUUGGUGUGCCCUUUGUCAUUGGAAGGAAGAGGAUCUUGAUUCUUGACCACCUUCAUACAAGAUUUCUAUUGCCAGUUUGCUUAUUCUCCUGUGAAGUCAUUCGUUUCAGAUGCUUAUGGAAAGUGUGGAUGGAGAAGAAUAGUCAGUUUUUGUUGAUCAAUAUUUUUAUAAUUAUCAGCUUGGUGUUAUUCUCUUAGCUUGGAGUUCUUCCUUGUUUAGCGAUGGACUUAUUUUGUAGACUUGUUUUUGUAUGCCCUUGUAAAUAUUUCAUAUCUCCUAAAUGAAAGCUCGUUUUUUUCUUAAGAAAAUAAACGUCAACCACAAUGUCAAUGACACAAGUUCCUAUUGAGUUGAACCACGUGCUUUCUAGAAUUUACAGAACGUAGUGUUUGUACAUUUUCUUUUCCAUAAAUUUUAUCACUGGUCUCUUAUCUAUGACUUGCUUUGAGCACUGUGAACAUGUUUAUGUUUGCCCUUUGCACUCUCCACUACAUGGGUGACUUAUUUUGAACAAAACAACUUGGGAGCUUGGUUUGUCUGGGUCUUCUUAUGCCAAAUCUUAAUUGGUUGUUGGAUGCUCUUGAUUCUUCUCAAGUUGCACACUCAGGCCAUCUGGCCAUUGAAGACGAUCGGUGAGGUCUGCUUUUGUAAUUGUUUGCUAGCUAUUGUGGAAGUGAAUAACAAGGAGUGUACUCAAAUUAGAUACAAAUAUUGUGAUUUUGUUCAUUUUAUGGCAUUUCGACUGUUCUCUUCAGGCCUUCACAAAGCAUUGUUCGGUGACUACCCUGUUUUUGUUCAGCAGCUUGAUUGUUUAACAGUAACUGGCUGGGAACCAGCAGAGGCUUCUAGAUUGUACGAUGUUUUGGGAGAUCUAUUGGAGCACUGUUUCUCAAAUUUACAUAGCAUUUGGAAGAACCUGCAAUUCUGGCAAUCUCGUGCAGAGGGUACAAAUGCUCAAAAGGUUUACUUUUUGAUUUGUGAGAGAGGUCCAAGGGCGUUUUUCAGUGGAACAGUGCAGUUAAUGCGCCAAAGUCUUAGGGAUGGUUUUUCCUUGCAACAUGUAGCUCGUGAGGCAUCUCUUUACAUAGCUCACCGGAUAAGUAUAUUGAGCAACCUAAGAUGUCAUCUUGCAGUUUUUGUGGCUCAGGUCUUUAUGGAAAUUGACAAAAUAGGGGCAGAGGCAGUGGAUGGUCAAGAAAAUUCCUUACCUUCAUUGUUGGUUACAUUGAAUGGCUUAUUUCUCGAUCUAGAGGCAUCCAUUUGUCAACUGCAUGCAACACCUCAUAUGGAUUUUAUUGAUGACAACGUUUCAUUUCCUCUAUUUGAAAAAGUACCAGAUGUGAACAAGGAGGGAUCACAGUGGACAAGUUGUGAAAUUGGUGAUGCUAUCAACUUGCUUUAUCAGAACCUUCAUAAGUUGGACUCUUUCAUCUCUAAUCUUGUUUGUAAACAUCGAAAGCCAAGGAAACUAACUCAAUACUGGCUUGGAUAUUCUUGUGGUGCAAUUGGUCUUUCAAUCUGUUCUGCUUGGCUUGUUCAACAUAGUAGUUUAAUGGGGAGCAAUGACAUUGAUAAUUGGGUUCGCGAAGCACAUAAUUCAGCAGCUAGUUUUUUCAAGGAUCAUGUAGAACAACCGCUUAUUUCAAUUAGAGAUGAACUUUUUGAUACAUUUAGAAAGAGGCAUAAAGGUGUGAUGGAGGUUCAAGAGGUUCAGUUAACUGCUAUCUCGCUGCACAGAAUGUUACUUGCUUUCAGUGAGCACACAAAAGGCCAGAAGUUUCCAGACGAUGCAUCGGAUCAAGAAAUGCUUGCAAUAGUUAUGACCAGGUAUGAAAAAGAACUGAUGCAUCCCAUUCAAAAUCUUCUUAGCGGAGAGCUGGCCCGUGCUUUGCUUAUCCAGGUGCAGAAGCUAAAAUUAGAUAUUGAGACGGCAAUGCUUGAGCUUGACCAGAUUCUCAAGGCAAAUGAAAUCAACUUUGCUGUUCUAGCUGCAUUGCCUGCAUUCUUUCUCUCACUUCUUUUCCUGAUGCUUUUGCGUACGUGGUAUAAACAGGAUACUAGAGCUGAAGGGAAGGGGAGAGCUGCUCGGCUUCAGAGAAGACUACUAGUUGUGGAGGUGGAGAAAGCAAUAAUGCAAUACCAGAGUUUUGUUGAUCAAGGACGUGUAAAAGAUGCUGAAUGUAGAUUUGGGUUACUGUUGUAUAGUUUGGGUCGGUUGUACCAUGCUUCCGAGAAGCAUGCCAAAGCAACUGGUGAAUGGCUACAUUUGAGGCAGGAUAUUUUGGACCUGGGAAAGCCCAGUCUUCCAACAAGAGAUAAGCUCAGAAUUACGUGGCGCAUGGAACGGGUAUACGAUUGUUUACUUCCUGCAUUGAAACGUUCAUAACGAUCAACUUUUUCUUCUAUUCAACUCUCCAGAACAUUUAUUAUUAUUAUUAUUUACUGAAUGGAAGUAUUUUGCUCCCACUUCCAAGCCUAAUGCUUUUUUCAACCUGCAUUUCGGCCUCAGUUAAACCACCUAGUUUUUGUUGUUGAGAAAGAAAGAUGCACAAUGAUGUCUGGCGUUUUGCUUUUUAUUGUCCUGAUAACUUUUGUCUUCAUGUCAGUUUUGAACUCUGUAAGAAUACUCUUUAGUAAUGAAAGAACUGUUUAAAUUCAAGUUCA